AUGAAGACCCUCCUGCUGCUGGCAGUGAUCAUGGCCAUCGGCCUGCUGCAGGUCCAUGGAAGUUUGGCAGAUUUCCGGAAAAUGAUCAAGUUCGCGACAGGAAAGGAACCUGCGACCAGUUAUAGCUUCUACGGCUGCUACUGUGGAAUGCGUGGCAGAGGAACCCCCAAGGACGCAACAGAUCGGUGUUGCAGGGCACAUGAGUGCUGCUACAAAAACCUGGAGAGCCGCGGGUGUCGCACCAAGUUCCUGAAAUACAACGCCACUUACCAAGAGGACCAAAUCAUCUGCGAGGAUACGGAUGACUGUAAGAGUCAAGUGUGUCAAUGUGAUAAAAUAGCUGCCAGUUGCUUUGCAACAAACCUGAAGACCUACAAUAAGAAGCUGCGUUUCUACAGCAAGCUUCGGUGCCGAGGGCCCACCCCCCAGUGCUGA
This is a messenger RNA of Budorcas taxicolor (takin), 435 nucleotides long. Its product is annotated as phospholipase A2, membrane associated. Gene Ontology annotation, molecular function: calcium ion binding; phospholipid binding. The transcript has 4 exons. The record is from RefSeq and is a predicted model, not a curated record. NCBI's taxonomy places the organism in Eukaryota, Metazoa, Chordata, Mammalia, Artiodactyla, Bovidae. Gene Ontology annotation, biological process: phospholipid metabolic process; arachidonate secretion; negative regulation of T cell proliferation. Bases 1 to 435 code for a protein of 144 amino acids.